AUGUGCUCAACACGAUUCUCAGCCACCAUUAAUCCACCCCGACUUUCCUCGAUUGUCGAGAAUGUCAACAUCCUCCAGCCCCAGAAAAGCGAAGUUGAUGAGGCGCUGGAAAAAACCCGGGAUUAUUGGUAUCAUCUCGCAUCACUAGCCUUCGCCUAUCGAGAUCAUGGCUUGACCCCGGAGCAUACAAACCCGCGUCUCACCCUCCAUAGGAUACCAAAAUUCCAAGGCCGACCCAGAAAGAUCCAUGUUCGCCCUUAUGGAGUCUCUUCAAUUCCUGUGCUCUGCAUGCAAGCCUCUUCUACUUGGAGAUUGGUAGAAAACUCGAGCUGCGACAUGAUCGAGAAAGAAAUCACCAAUUCCGCCCUUCUGAAAAUUGGCACCAGUUCUGCUAUUCCCUACAGUUUUUGUGGGACAGUCUUCAGUUCUUGGAUUGGCACAACAGAAGAGAGUCGCAUCGGUCCCAACUAUCUAGGAAUUCUCACAGUUGCAUGGUGUUAUAUUCUCUCUGCGCGGCUCGUGGAAAUACAAGGGGAAGGAGCUAGUAUGCAAUGCACAAGCUCUGAGACCGAGGGUGAAAGCCUUUACGGUCUCCAAGAGACAUAUAACCUUGAAGUUGGGGAAGCGGAUGAGAAUGUGACUCGAUGGUGGAUUGCAAUACUCGCUCAACACCAAGGAUGGAAAGCGACAGUGAAACAAACUCCUGAAGGCGAGUUCCUCGCACCGUGGGCAGUGUCCCGCACGUGUCAAACACGCUUCAAAAUCCAAGAGAAGAGAUAUUUGCCGGCUUCAGUGUGCUCUCCUUUAACUUCAGAACAAGCCUUUGAUGCCCUCACUGAGUUUGCGUGUUUACAUGGACUGGGUAGCCAAUUAUCUAUCGCUCUUAUGGCAGCCGUGACGUUUCCAACGCCUCAAUACUAUGGCUCGACUGUCCAACUACCAUUCCCAAGAGCAACUGGUGGUAGACUGCCCACAGCUCCAAUUUCGUUGCAAUGGCCAAGUUUAAUCAAAGAGCUGUCAUACUACAUGACUCUGAGCUGCAGUCCGGAAGUAGUGAUGUCGACUCUUUGCGGAUCAUUCUGGGAACUGGAAGUUCCUUGCAAUCUCGUCGGUCCCUGGUUGCAUCCGAUUCUUAACGAGGUAGUUAGUGGAACUUCUGGCACUGUUGACCAUGAUUACGAAAUACUUGCUUUAAUAGGUGCAAUACGUCGACCAAAUAUCCGUGCUCUAUGGAUUGGGGCAGCGACAAGCGGGUUAGGCCCCAAAAUCAUUCAAAAAGUGAGAAGAGGCAGGCCUCCUCUUGACGCACUUGCCUUUCCCUGGACUGGUUAUCCUCAAAGCUUUACUGCAGGCUCGGGUCCAUAUACUUGUGUGAAUGCAGAAUACAUUUCAAGGCCAGACGUGUGGCGUUUGCUCCACCUCCCUCCAAAGGAGGGCGACGACCUAUGCUAUCGCAACAGACUCUGCACGCCCUGGGCACCCUGUGGGAACUCCAAGAUAAAAGAUUGCGCCCUUCGUGUGACUUCACAUUUAAGAUGCAAUCGACAUGAGUACCAUUUCCACCAUUGGAACUGGGACCCAGAAGAAGGUGCGAUUGUUCAGGACUAUGGAUUUUCAACGACACCUAUUUCAACGAUCAUCGAAUAUCCUACCGACAUCUUGGAUAUCAAGAAACCUAAACCAUUUCAGAAGAAGGAACUUGAUCAAAUGGCCUCUCGAGAAGCUUCAUCGGAUAUCUUCCGCUGGUUCUUCAUCAAUGGGGAGGGUAAACCUCCAGAGAGUAUAUAUGAAGACGAUUGGCUCAAAGAAAUAUGGGAUCAAGAUGAAAGUGGCGAGGAAGCUGAUGAGGCUGUUGAUCAAAAGUCGCAAGGGCUUGUUGCUACAAGUAGAGAUCGGGUGGAAAUCUGGCUUAGUUCAGUCACCUAG
Penicillium salamii is the source of this 1926-nucleotide messenger RNA. The record is from the annotation of a GenBank genome assembly. NCBI's taxonomy places the organism in Eukaryota, Fungi, Ascomycota, Eurotiomycetes, Eurotiales, Aspergillaceae.